Molecule: messenger RNA, 803 nt
Organism: Cladocopium goreaui
Lineage: Eukaryota; Dinophyceae; Suessiales; Symbiodiniaceae
Source: the annotation of a GenBank genome assembly
GGUCUAUCCAUCGCGGCCAGCGGCUCCCAAGCCGACAGUUGAACGACCGUUGAACGGGAGCAUGAAAGGCUUCGGCUGGCGUGUCACGGAGGACCGCAUCAGACCAUCGGCCGACCUGGCUGACAAGGUGUACUUCGCCCCAGUCGUCCCGGGUUUGCCGCAGCGCAAGCGACCGCGCAGGCCCAGAAUCCUUGAGCCCUUGGCGCCGUCCAUGGCCUCAGUGGCUCAGUUGCGAAACAAGGUGAUGGGUGCUUUGGACUCGGCCCUGCGUAGCGAACGCGUGCCACAGGACAUGAGGUAUCGUCUCUUGGGCACGGUGGAGCAGGUGAUGGACAGCGAGAUGGACGUUCCUGAGCUGGAGGAGUUGCCGAUGCCCCCGCGAACGCAAGCCAUCCAGAUGGUGCAGGAUAAGGUGAAAAUCAAGUUGGCGCCCACUGUUGAGCCAGUGGAGGCUGCAGUCCAAAGGCCUGCGCGAAGCCAAGAGGCGGAGGCAGCUGCUUCAACCCGACCACCUUCUUCAGUGGUGCAGGCCCCUCUAGAUGACCUGGAGUCGGCCGAGGUGCCUGACGCCAUCGAUGAGGACGAGGUGGUUCUGGUUGAUGUCGGUGAAGACGACCAGUUGUUGAACUUGGUCGCGGAUGAGGUGAUGGACAACGUCUUUGCUGUGGUCGGAGGAGAAGACGUCUGAGCGAUGCAAUGCUUCGGCCCUGGCUGUCCUGUAGUGCCGUGAACUUUUCAUGUCAUCAAGGGCACUGGUAACUUCAAGACCUUGCGGAAGGAUUUUCUUUCUUUUUGAAUUGAAC